This is a messenger RNA of Neurospora tetraspora, 1578 nucleotides long. RefSeq lists its product as uncharacterized. Bases 1 to 1578 code for a protein of 525 amino acids. The transcript has 4 exons. Lineage: Eukaryota; Fungi; Ascomycota; Sordariomycetes; Sordariales; Sordariaceae. The record is from RefSeq and is a predicted model, not a curated record.
AUGUCAUCGCCCAUCUCGCCGAAACCCCAUAGCUGCGCCAGAUGCUCCUCGCCAAAGCUCGUCUUUUCCCUCCAUGGGGGCGUCGUUGGCCGCACAGUGAUGGAUACGGAGGUGUACAUGUACAUGUUUGACCUCCUUUACGACGAAGCUGUUGCGCUUGCGGAGGACUCGUCGCCAGAUGAGGGCGAUGGGUGUGCGUUCAUGAAGUGGCUGACUGCCAGAUUGUCUCCGGUUCGGGACGCUCCUGGUCAGGGCCAACUAAAGGCUUUGGUUGGCGAACGUAGGGCCGUUAAGACGCAUCUUUACCUUCAAUGGGUUGAUGCGAGAUACACUCCCUGGCUCUGGUCCUUUCGUUCCGUGGACGAGCUUUAUCGGCCAUCUGGUUGGGCUGGCAUAGAAAAGCCGUCCGGGACGAAGGACGCGGACAAUGUGCAACGGAAGUCACCAGGUCUGACAAGAUUUCAUCCGGUCCGGAUAGAGGAUGAACUAGAAGUCGUGGGGGUUUUGGAAAAAGACUGGCAAGAAGCCGAAGACGACCGCUAUUAUCUGCCUGCGGAUGUGCCGGUGGACGACUCCGAUGACGAGCUCCAAGACGAGUUGGGAGGAAGCUUCAACAUCGUGGCCGAAGGGACCGAUUCCAUAAAGGUAGUACUUUGUGCCAGUCAAGAUGGCUCGCCGAUAUCCCACAUGGCCCAGCUUCCACAAGCCAUCAAGGAUGCGAUCUACAUCACACGACUGCUGGGUUUCAGCUACAUAUGGGUCGAUGCCUUCUGCAUCAUUCAGAACGACAUCCACGACAAACAGGAAGAGAUUGAGAAGAUGGGAGGCAUCUACGAGAACGCAGAGGUCACCAUAUCAGCCUCACGAGCCGAACAAUGGGACGAGCCCAUUGACCGGCGAGGAUGGACCCUCCAAGAGUCCCUAAUUUCUUCUCGGAUCUUGGAGUUCGGCACCAACCAGACGCGGUGGCAUUGCAACUGUCACCGUUACGGCGUUCCGCACGGCUCGAAGAAGCAUGGUCACCUCGUGGACGGCUGGACGUGCGACAAGAUUGAGCGAAGUCCGGUGAGCAUCGACUGGGCUCCGGUGGUUGAGUUGGAGGAAGUCGACAGAUUCCGUGCCAGAGUUCCGAUCGAGACACAUCGUCGGUUGGAAGAACGCGUCGCUCGGACUUGGAAGAGGAUAGUAAGGAAUUAUACCCGCCGUGCUGUGAGCGAUCCCAUGGAUAGGCUGCCUGCUUUGUCGGCCAUUGCGCAGAGACUGAAAGGCCUGUCUACACAGAGAUACGCGGGCGGCCUGUGGUUUGGGGAUGUUCCUCGGCUCCUUUUCUGGUAUCCAGUUGAUAUUGAUAACAUGAGGAGGUCGCCUGAAAGAGCCGCGCCUUCGUGGUCCUGGGCGUCUGUCAUUGGUGCCAUCAACUUUUGGGGCGUUCCAGCUACCGACAUAUCGGUCCUCGGGGUUUCACAAAACGAGUUGAUCUUGUGGGGUAUGCUUUGCAAGGCGACUGUCACUCGCAGUACAAGUUCCGAUCCUCACGGAUUUGCCCAGCCAUGUGUCGAGCAUAGGGUGGCGCACUGA